CGGAGAGGGGCACGCACGCUGGGCCCGGGGCAUUAGCAUGAUUUUACAAGAUUAUUUUUAUUAGCCGUGCCUUGGUUCAGUUUUCCAAACUUGUUUUUCACGCUGCUGGCGCAUCUUAUGACCGCCUCAACUCUCGCCUGGAAGCAGGUCGGCCGUCGAGUUUGUGAGGAGAAGCGAGUUGGGGAGCAGAGCGACGUCACAGUUUGCCCCUCCUAGCCAGACUUUUUCCUUCUUUUUUCCCCCCCGCGAAAACAAACAAAACCAAGAAGAUAACCAUGUCGCUGCCCGCGUCGUCCGAUUACUUCGCCGCCGAGUGUCUGGUGUCGAUCUCCAGCGGCCCCGUGCUGCACAGACCCACCCCGGUCGCCCCCGCCAGCCAGCCCGCCCCGGUGGGCCUUCACCCCGGGGAGCCCGACGGGUCGAGCGAGGACAGGGAAGUUCGGGAGACGCUGCGGCUGGAGGGGACCAACAUGAUGACGGUGGCCGGGAUCCUGACGGACCUGCACAGCAAGUUCCGCCCGAUGUCGGCCUACUCGGAGAGCAGCAACUCCUCGUGCGGCGGGGAGAGCGGGUACACCACGUUGUCCGACCCCACCACCCCGACCAUGACCCCCUCCGCGACGCCCGUGCCCGGACAGCAGCAGCAGCAGCAUCUCCCGCAGCAGCAGCACCUCCGGGGGCCGGGGGGCGUCGGGCCCCCGCGGUCCCCCGUCAAGCGGCAUCAGUGCCCCUUUGACGGAUGCGACAGAGUUUACGGGAAAUCGUCGCACCUGAAGGCUCACAUCCGGACGCACACAGGUGAGAGGCCCUUCCCGUGCACCUGGCCCAAAUGCGAGAAGAAGUUCGCCCGCUCCGACGAGCUCGCCCGCCACACCCGCACCCACACGGGGGAGAAGCGCUUCCUGUGCCCGCUGUGCGACAAGCGCUUCAUGCGCAGCGACCACCUGAUCAAACACGCCCGCCGCCACCCUGACUUCCAGCCCUCCAUGCUGGCCCGCUGCAAGGCCGCGGCCACGCCCUCUUCCCGCCAAGCCGCCCACACCUAGGAGGGCUCCAAGCCACCUUCGUUUCAACUUAACCAGCUACAAUCAAAUCCACUGGGUCAAACUCCAUACAAGCGCACACACUGAGGCCGGAUGUUCAGGGGGGGGGGGGGGCAGCAGCACCCCCUCUCUGUUCACCCUGAUGUUCACCUGCUUUGUUCGAACACGGUCUGUACACACCAGACGAGGCAGACGUCUGCCUUCUCCCCAUUUCACUUCCUGCUUCCUAAAGUCACCUGUUUGGACCUAGUUCCCUACCACUUGCAUCCCCAGUUGCACAUGUGAGGAAGCAUGUGUGUGGAAAGUUUACAAAAAAAAAGGCAGAAAGGAUGCAGCGGUUUAUUCUCUGCAUACGGAACAUAUGCAAGGACAGAAAGAAAUGCAUUUAGGGACUUACCACAGAGUGGUAGACGAAUGGAUCUCCUCCAGAACACAGGAGCGUAAACUGCCCCCACCCCGACAGUUAAAGGUACCAAAUGUCUGUAAAAAGAAAAAAAAAAAGAAAAAGUCCAGUCUUACCAGAAGCAUUCCUCAAGCUUGGCUACAUCCCACAAUAUGCUCAUAAUGACAUCUCUAUCCAUCCCCCUGUGUCCCCCUACCAAAAACAGCUCACAGAAUACCUCAUGGUUCAAUGCAGGUUCAUGGCAGCACAAAUCACUUUCUGUCCUGACGCUUUCUUUUUUACCUUCAACAAGAACAGUGGAGUAGAUUUAAAGCCAUAAAGAACUCCAAAUCCUAAGAAUGAACUCAAGGUCUCAAACUCUUUUGCGAGUUGCAGGGAUUUUUUUGUUUUUGUUGUUUUUUCACUUCUUCUUUGGAGGGAAAGAAGAAAAAGCUGUAGACCUUUCUCCUGGUUCUUCCAUAGGUGGUUGUGGUGCUCCUCAGCAUCAUUUCUUAAACAUGUUGUGAUAUUAGGUAGCCAGGCAGGGACUAGAGUUUGUCUUUAUUUUUGCCGUUGCUUUAUCUUUGCUUUUCCUGAGUUUUGGAGGUGAAACCAUUCCCGUUUGCUAAUUAUUAGCAACAUUACCGUGGGGUGGGGUGGGGGGGGGGGGUGCUUUGUCCAUCUUUCCACCGCAUCAGAUCCGAUGUUGAUUUUUGUUGGGAAGCUGGACGAAUCUCGCUGUAGACGAGCAGUUUGCACAUCACUCUGAAGGCUACAACAAUUCCUCUUCACAUAAUACGCAGCAGUAUUAUGUCUAAUAGUGAUGCAAAUGUAUAUAAGCUUUAAGCUUGUAAUGUAGAUUAAGGCGUAAUGCUACUAGCAGCUACAUGUAAUGCAUCGUAGUCCUUAUAUUAGGGGUAAUAUUAUGCUCAAUAGGAUGGCAUAUCCAGGGAGAGUUUGUGUGUUUUCUUUUAUCUCUUUUUUUUAAGACUAGUGAUUGAAAUUGUAAGGGUGUUUGCAACAGCGUGCAACAAUUGGACUCUUCUUAUUGAUCGCUGCGGGGGGGGGGGAUGACGGGUGAGCCCGUUGCCUUCAGAUUAAAAGCAUUCCUCUGGGUUGUGGGGCCAGACGGUAGAAAGUGUGGAGCAGCCUGGGGUCAGGUGUGCCAGACGGGUUUGUUAUUCUUUUUUUUUUUUUCCUCCUCUUCCAAAGCAGAACAACGAGUCUUACAGGUUGCACUGGAAGAAUUAUCGGAUCGCAGCCGUUUUUAGUGGAAAUCCAAAGCUGGCUGUUGGGCACGUGGAUGAUCAGCGCUGAUGGAGAACCGGUGUCUGUAACGAGGAACAAACAUGGCUGCCGUCACUUCAUGACUUCGUUAGCCCUAGGAGGUUCAGUCUGGCCUCUGCUGCUCACGGCUGCAGGUUUCAUCGUCCCUCAGCCCGACUUUUGUAGGGAACAAAGAAUAUGCAACGCCACGAGUGAGUUGCAUCUUUUUGUUAACGCCUUUUGAGAAUAGUUUGCACUGUUAGACAGCCAGACGUUCACCGACAUCCACUAUGACCUACUGUAGGGAAAGGGCUCAUAAACUGCCACAUGUCCAGACAGGCGUAAUCUGAAGACUGAGAUGGGCUUUAGUUAUAACCGGAUCUCUGUCAACCAUACCAAUAGUGACACUGGGUGAGUUGCAUUGACUUUGUUUUCCCCACCCAUAAACCCACAGCAACAGUAGGUGGACCGGAAACGGUCACUGCUGGCUGUUCAGUGGGGGAAGCAGCAAAACAGACCCAGGACCAGAUAAAGUCUUUUCUACGACACAUAAAACCAUCAGAAAGAUCAACCAAUCUUUCAGGGAUCAGGCACAGGCUGGUAUUAGAUUUUAACGUAAAAGGUUAACUUCAGUAAAUACACAACUUCCACAGUUUAUAUAGAUUUUCUUACAGUCAUGUCAACAAUGUCUGUAACAUUGAAAAUGCCUUCACAUACCUCUAGCAGGCCAGCACGCCGCUUUUCAUACCAGUUGUGCUCUCAUCUGAGCGGCUGGUUCACUCAGAGGCGUGCCGUCUUCACUACAGCCUCACGGGGGCGACGUUGAGCUGGUGAGAGAAAAGAAGCGCGAGAAUUAAAGGAUUUCUCUCCAGAGUCAACACGGAUUUUAGAUUCCUGAACGUUAAACUAUUCCUGCGGGGGAAACAUGUCUCUCCUCGCUGUAUUCCUCGUGUGCAUAGCGCCCCCCCUUGGACAGGAGUUGUAUUGACGCUAUGGGAGCGGACAGCGAUGUCACAAAACUCCGGCCUGCACAUGGACACCCUGCUGGGGAGGCAGAUGUCAAAAGUUACAUUACACAGGCUUCACAGUGGAACUGGGAGGCAUCAAUCAGGCUUUACGUGUAGUCAUUGGGUUUUGAGGCCUAGAAUCAGUCGGUUAAUUAGUCAGGCUGUCUGCUCUGGCCGCCCACCUGCGGUCCUCUGCCUUCCAGACAAGCCGCUCGUGGCCGCCUCUGUAGAUCCAGACGUGUCUCAUUGAGAUCGGUGAGUAGCCAUGUUGAUCCAGGUUCUACGUGACCCAAACAGCCAAGUCUUGUUCUUGGAAACAAAGGAAGGUGUGGUGUGAGUCUUUCAGCCAGCUGACUGGCAGUCUUGUACACCAGGUGGGGGGAGGGCAGCCCCGUUACACUGCUCCUCUGACAUCUCAUUCAAAGAGCUUUAAUCUUUGAAACCCUCGGUGUGCGGCGGGGACCGAUGAUGGGCCCGCGCCUGUUCAGGGGUUUCUGCUGAAGGUGAAGCCAGUCUGAAGUAAUUCAGAUGCUUUAACUUGAUUUGCUGUUAUCUUUCAGCGACACGCUGAGUUUAGCCCACUCAUGGACACAUUCCCUCUGUCUCAGCGAACGCCUUCAGGAGACGUCUGAAAGCCUUAAGCGUCGCCGUGGCUGCUUGUUCACCGUGUUUACAGCUGCACCGUUCAGGAAUACGCAGAUAUCGCUUCAUCACCAUGCAGCACGGCUCUUUUUCCUCUGAAAGGUGUUGAUGGCUGAGGAGCGCGGCGGCCUGCACGCUCACUGUGUCUACAAGGAAGCACUGUGGAAACUUUGCUGACGUUUUGUAACAAAUCGUGUAAAAAGACUAGAAAACUGCCUUUUUCCAUCUGCUUCAAAAAGCGUGCUAAAUGAACCGGGUUGCUUUUGUUUCAUUAGUUACCUUUUGUUGUCGUUUUGCGUUAGUGUGUGCUUAGCUAUCCAGGCCGUCUCUUCGUGUGGGAUUGAUUUCAUAGAUUUCACUUCGUGGUUUCCGAUUCAGGACGUCUUCCUCUCACUGUUUUCACAAACGGCAGCAGUUCACCGAUGGUUCCGUGUCAGUGGGGAGCCCGUUGAAGUAAAAAAUGCAACGCUGACAUUUUUUAUCCACUUUUUUUUUUUUUUUAUAAUAUUUUUGGGGUUUUGUUUUUGUUUUGCCGCCAAAGGAGGUUUGCUGCUGGCAGUGACCUCGAACACAUGGACUGUUUCACAAAGGAACAAACACAAUCUACUUCUGUUUUCAGGUGGAAACGUCUCCUCCCGCCUCCCGUGGCAGGUGGAGGCGUCAGCUGACUCUUAGAGCUAUAAAAUCACAAGAACAUACCUCACAGUUUGACUUUUGUUUGCUUUGCAGCGUCUGUACAGAUUCCCUCCAACCUUUUCUUUCCACAACUCCUAGAAAGCCCUUUUGGCGUCGGGUUUCUGAACUUUGACCUCAUCGGCUUGGUCAGUAUGCAACAUCCUUACAGCUCAUGUAGCAGCUCAAGUCUUUCAGCUAAGCGCGGUAAACGGAUAAAUCAUUCUACUGUCUCUUGGCUUUGGCUGCAGCUGUUUGUUUUUUUGUUUUUGUUGUAAUUAAGGGUUUAACCCAGCUACUGGUUGAUGCAGUGACCUAAAAGGAUCCAAACUCAAAGCCUCAGUUUGCAGAAGAUGUGGAUGGAGCGCUUUCAGUCGCCCAUCCAUUUGUUCAGAUCACAAAAUGUGGCUCGUUGACAGCAGAGCUCCAUCCAGUUUGGAUGAACCUUUUUUUUUAUUUUCUUUCUGCUUUAAGGGGGAAAAAAUGUCAGCCACACUAAUUCAGUUCUGCACACUGUACAUGGGGGGGAUGUGCUGUAUUUUAAUGUUGUUUUUUUUCCUCCCCCUUUUUUGUGAUUGCUAAUUUUUUCUAAGAUGUCAUUUUUAAAGCUCUCCUAUUAAAGCUUUAGUUAAGAUCAUUUGUUGGAAGUGUGGAAUUAAAUAAUUGCUGCGAGAAGCUGUUUUUGAUAUUUAUAUUCUCAGGUGUCUUAGAUUUUAAGCAUUGGAGUUUCAAAUGUUCCUGUGCAGCACCGAUAUAUAUAAGCGUUUUAUUACUUUUGUUUUGCAGAAUAAUUUAUUACAUAUCAAAGACGGAUCAUUUAUGUGAUUUAAUUGUUCUUUUUCAUAACUCAUUUUUUUCAUAUGGGACUGUACUAAUAGUACAUUGUUUCAAUGUUUGACCAUUGCUUUUUAAAAAAAAUAAAAACUCUGAAGUUCAA
Fundulus heteroclitus (mummichog) is the source of this 5949-nucleotide messenger RNA. RefSeq names its product C2H2-type zinc finger protein. The coding region runs from base 276 to 1046 and encodes 256 amino acids. Gene Ontology annotation, biological process: regulation of transcription by RNA polymerase II. NCBI's taxonomy places the organism in Eukaryota, Metazoa, Chordata, Actinopteri, Cyprinodontiformes, Fundulidae. Gene Ontology annotation, molecular function: DNA-binding transcription factor activity, RNA polymerase II-specific; RNA polymerase II cis-regulatory region sequence-specific DNA binding. The transcript has 2 exons. The record is from RefSeq and is a predicted model, not a curated record.